AUGAAAAUCAUUGUCACAGGGGCUACUGGCCUCGUGGGCCAAGCCAUUAUCCGCCAGUGUCUGUCUCACAAAGGCGUUGAGUCCGUCGUCGCCGUAGCUCGCAAGCCUAUUUCCAUUGAUGAUGUUGGAGAUACUACCAAGCUAAAGAGUGUGGUUGUUCAAGAUUACGAGGAAUAUCCCGCUGCCAUUAUAGCGGAAUUUGCAGAUGCCGAUGUCUGUAUCUGGACUGUCGCUGUCACACCUUUCCGGACUGGCAACUUGGCUGCCGACGAGAUUAAGCGCGUCUGCCAAACAUGCACUAUUGCAGGUUUUAAAGCCAUGUAUAAUGGCCCAACAAAAAAGCCCUUUCGAUUUAUUUAUUUUAGCGCUGAAGGCACACCGACAGAUCUUUCCAAAAAACCACAUGUAAUGGGCGAUUACCAGAUUAUGCGUGGCGAAACUGAGAAAAUGGUUCUUAAUUUACCUCAACAAUAUCCAGACUCCAGUAUCUGUAUUGUUCACCCCGGCGUAGUCACCGCGCCGACCUCUGUUGUUCGGAGCAUGGCAUCCGCAGCGUUUUCAUUCACCAACCUUUUCACCCGCGCGUUUGCAAAUAUUAGUCGCGAACAACUUGCUGCAUCAGUAAUUGAACUCGCAGUUGCAGGGUUUACCAAAAGCUCGUAUACAAACAAUGAGCUUGUUGAAAUUGGUUCCAAGGCACUUCAGACAUAA
Molecule: messenger RNA, 711 nt
Organism: [Torrubiella] hemipterigena
Lineage: Eukaryota; Fungi; Ascomycota; Sordariomycetes; Hypocreales; Clavicipitaceae
Source: the annotation of a GenBank genome assembly